AUGGCCGUUGUUCUGGGUAAUCGAAGUGGUCAUUUGUAUCACUGUGGUACAUGGAUUGUCAGGCCUAGCAGUAACAUCCACACUACAGUAUACACACGGGGUAGUAAUAAUAAACCCAAUACUUCGUACAACUUAUGUGCUCGUACCUUUUCACUCCGAUCCCGUUUCGCACCGCUGCCACUUCCAUCGGUUCGGUUCAACAAAAGCUUUGUUCUUUAUGAAAUGAGAUCUUCAAAAGUUUCUCAAUUGCAUCGGUUGGGUGCUAUGAGUACCGUACUAGGUGCAAGUGAUUGA
This is a messenger RNA of Sclerotinia sclerotiorum 1980 UF-70, 294 nucleotides long. RefSeq lists its product with no specific name. The transcript is spliced from 2 exons. The record is from RefSeq and is a predicted model, not a curated record. The coding region runs from base 1 to 294 and encodes 97 amino acids. NCBI's taxonomy places the organism in Eukaryota, Fungi, Ascomycota, Leotiomycetes, Helotiales, Sclerotiniaceae.